UGUCGCACGCCGCCCUGCGGACAGCCUGAUAGGGCGUUUUUGCUCUAUCCCUAUCCGGUCGACACUUCAACUUUCGGGAGCCCCUUCUGGUCAAUGCGAGCCAUCAGAGCACGUCAUCUCCCUGGUUGUCCGGGUGACGAUCCAGAUAUGCAAUGAAUGUGGCAUGUGCUCUUGUCACAAGGCCUGCAAGUUGGGUGUUGCAACCGCUCGACUUGUCCGUUCGACGCGUUUUCGCGCUUCGGGCCUGCAAUUCUGGUGCUGUCACUCGACCGCAGAGGUGGACGGACGUGGGAGGUGUCACGAUGGGCGGGCAAUGGACGGAAGAGCAGAUGAUCCUCAUGCUCCGUGCCGUCAGCCGCAGAUUGAAGGAUAGCGAGGAUGUCACGAUCCGAGCGCCUUUGGUGAAUUACGUGCGCGAACAUCUCCUGCAACUGCCACCAUUUGACGAGCACGCCGAUUCGGUGACUGAUUCAACGAUCCGAGGCAAGAUUGGCAACUGCCGAGCGGUCUUCAAUGCCGUCAGGAAGCUAUCGAAGCACUACGUCAAGGGCUAUGACGUCUACUCGGGUUGCAAGCUCUCUGAGGAGCACUUUGACGAUGUCUUUGAAGAAGCCGGCCUCAACGUCAACAACAAUGUGCCCAUGAUCAAGCAUGACGGCCUGACCCCGUACUGGCAGACUGUUUGGCCCGCUGUUGUCGAACUGAUGGAGCUCCAGCCGGCGCAGCCUAUCGUCAUCAAGCCCGACGAGGACUCGCAGCGGCCCACCAGCAGGACAAGAAGAGCGGCCGUUAGUGAUGCAGACGAUGCCAGUCCACGCGCCAGUCACCGACUUGCCAAAAGAGCGCGCAUCAGCAUGUGCAGCGUCAACGGCAAGGGCGACUCUGGGUCUAGCAAGCAAAACCCAGAGGUAGAGCCAAAAUCAAGAGUCCAAGUGGGGAUGAGCGCACUCGAUCAGUUUGGCCUCGUCAUGUCCGAAAUAGAGAAACACGAACAGGUUAAGCGCUACAUCACCAACGAGAUCUUUCUGCGCUUUUACGUCAUCGCCGUCAGAUCGCCUGGCCUCUCUAAAGCCUUUCCGCCCUUGCUGGACAUUGAUGACCCUCAGCGAAUAUUGCUCUGCCUUCAAGCGAUACUCAAUAUGGCAGAAGCAUAGUCGACCGUCGCUUCGACCGAGCAGACAUCACCUUGUAGGACAACCUAAUGUCAUGAGGGUUUAUACAACGAUGAUUGCAUCCUGCAUCAUGGCUGUACAGCACUUCUCGUCUAUUCUCUCGCAGCAGCCAGAUGUAGCUGCCAAUCGAGCCAGCUACAUUUGAUCUUGCCUGCUCAAAGCGUCAGCAAACGGGCCGCAUCACCCCAAUGCUUCGUCCACUGACGUGUCCCUCUCUGCUUCGCUCUACAAGCCGGCGGUUCGUUGGGUCCAAAGUUACAUUCUGUGCUCACACGCCGGGCUCCGAUCACCUCUUCGAAAUCGAAUGCGCCGACGCCGACCCAGAAUUGGGCUUCAUAGGACGUGCGACAUGUGCACGCCACUGCAGACUUGCCUGUCAG
Molecule: messenger RNA, 1552 nt
Organism: Mixia osmundae IAM 14324
Lineage: Eukaryota; Fungi; Basidiomycota; Mixiomycetes; Mixiales; Mixiaceae
Exons: 3
Coding region: 153-1154 (333 amino acids)
Source: RefSeq, a predicted model, not a curated record